GACCUACCUAAGUUGCCUUCCAUUCCACGUUUCUUUCUCUUCCAAAACACCAGUAUUUAGGGGCUUCUGUUUCUCACACUCCUUUUUUUCUCUUAACACCUCAUCCAUCUGAUCCAUCUUCCAGCUCUCUCAACUUGUUCCAUGGCUUCUUUUCUUUUCCUCUGUGCCCCUACCUCUUCUUUCCACUUACCUAUCCCUUUUCCUUGAGCUUUUCUCUUUUGCUCCUUGGAAACUUACUUUUCUGUUUGAAUCUUUCUGGGUUCUGUUUGUUUCUCUAUAAAUAAAGUGUCUUGGAAUUUGGGGAGUUGGGAAACUGUGUUUGGUUUGUACCCAUUGAAGCUUGAGAGACUCUAAGUUGUAUUUUGAGGGUGGUUUGUGAAAACUAUGCCUUGUUGAUCGAAACCAAGAUUCUGAAAUAGGGGUUUUAGACACAAAAAUUCAUUGGGGUUUUAGGGAAAAAACAAGGAAUUAAUGGAAAACGUUCCAGCUGGAAUGGUUGAGCAAGAUGAGAAGAUCGAUUUGCCACCGGGGUUUCGGUUCCACCCAACCGAUGAAGAGCUUAUUUCUCACUACCUGCAUAAGAAGGUUAUUGAUAUCAGCUUCUCUUGUAAAGCAAUUGGGGAGGUGGACUUGAACAAGUCUGAACCUUGGGAUUUGCCUUGGAAAGCGAAAAUGGGAGAAAAGGAAUGGUACUUUUUCUGUGUAAGAGACAGAAAGUACCCAACUGGUCUGAGGACAAACAGGGCAACUGAAGCUGGAUAUUGGAAAGCCACAGGGAAAGAUAAAGAGAUCUACAAAGGAAAAUCCCUAGUUGGCAUGAAAAAGACCUUGGUUUUCUACAGAGGCAGAGCCCCCAAAGGAGAGAAGAGCAAUUGGGUCAUGCAUGAGUACAGAUUGGAGGGUAAAUUCUCUGUUCAUAACCUCCCCAAAACUGCAAAGAAUGAAUGGGUGAUUUGCAGGGUUUUUGAGAAAAACUCUGGUGGCAAAAAAACCCAUAUUUCAGGAUUUGUGAGAUAUGGUGCUCUGGGAAAUGAAAUGGGUCCUUCUGGUCUGCCACUGUUAAUGGAUUCUUCACCUUACAGCUCCAAAACCAAACUCGCCUCUGAGUCCUCUUACGUGCCCUGCUUCUCCAACCCUGAUCCCACUGAUGUUCAAAGAGACCAAGGGAUUGUUGAUUAUAUGAACAACCCUCUUUUUGGUGUUUCUUCAAACACCUCCAACUUUUUCCCAAGAGCCCCAUUUUCCAACUCAUUCUACUCUGAUCAGUCUGCCCCAAUUUCAGCAAAUUUCCAGUUCCCAAGUUCAGUUUUAAUGCAAGACCAGUCCAUUCUGAGGGCCUUGCUUGAAAACAAUGGUUCAAACAUGAGGCAGAGCUUCAAAACAGAGAGGGAAAUGGUCAGUGUGUCCCAAGAGACAGGCCUGACAAGUGAAAUGAACAAUGAAAUCUCUUCUGUCAUGUCCAAUCUUGAGAUGGGAAGGAGGCCAUUUGGUGAUCAAGAGGCCCCAGCAGCAGCAGCUGGAGCAGUGGACCUGGAUAAUUUUUGGAAUUAUUAAAAAUUUCAAAUAGCAGCAUUAUAUAUAAGAUUGAAUGUGUAGUAAAAGAAAAGAAAAAGCAGCUUCUGCUUCUGCUUCCAGUAUUAUUGUUGUGAGUUUGAAUCUUGAUAUUAUUGUGUAUAGAUUUUCUGAAUCCAAAUGGAAAAUUGAAUGAAAGUGAAGCAUCUGUUAUGUACUGUAAGAAAUUAUAUCAUGUAUUUAACUUUUUCGUAUUGAAUUAUAUCAUAUAUUGGCCUCA
This is a messenger RNA of Prunus avium (sweet cherry), 1792 nucleotides long. RefSeq names its product NAC domain-containing protein 100. Gene Ontology annotation, molecular function: DNA binding. NCBI's taxonomy places the organism in Eukaryota, Viridiplantae, Streptophyta, Magnoliopsida, Rosales, Rosaceae. The record is from RefSeq and is a predicted model, not a curated record. Gene Ontology annotation, biological process: regulation of DNA-templated transcription.